AUGCCAACAGCCAACUUGGAGCAAAGCACAAGACACAACAGUGACAACGACUCACUCGGCAAUCUUCUUCGCCCCAAUAUCUCCAUUCUGUCUUACCAACGCCCGAAUAUCCGCUUGGAUCGGGAACCUCAACCUCAUCGCCCCAUUACCCCUCCCAGCUCACACGACUCGUUGAGCCUACCACCGCCAAGUGUGACAGGACAACCACAGACAACUGUGGGCGUUGUUGCACAAGGAAAGCCAUCGCGGUCGCGGAAUUUGACCGAGAUCUUGGACGAGGUUGUCGAGGCGUCUUCCCGGCAAGACACAGCACGUUUGGUUGAUCUGGAUCUAAUAGCGGAAGCGCUCGCAGGACAGGGGUUGCACGCAGCCAGCCAAUCACCACUGCCGGCCCGGGCCAGGUACAUCGGCGACCAAGUCCCGGAUACUCGACGGGCGCUUACACCUCAGCAACCCAUCCUGGACCGUUGUGCCGUUCAAGGGACUCGACCCAGGGUCCUUGGGCGAAUCACGGCCGCCAUCCGGCCUCGCAGCUCCAACCACCGGGCUCUCCAGUUCGCGGCCAAGCACCGCGCUGUUCACGUAGCAGAUACUUGGGCUUCCCGCCGACGUGUAUGUAUCUUCCUCGACCGUCCAUCUAUUUGCCAGCGCCUCCAGACUAAAGCACGUCUCAGCACACACGCGCCAGAGCAGCUAUCGCUGACGGGCACGUCUGUCCCAUCCUCGAAUCCCACUUGCCCAUCUGCCGCUCUCGCGACCAAUCCCGCGCUCUCCCACGCCAUUUUGCCCCAAAAACGAAGGCAUCUCUUGUCCAGAGUCUUUCUUUUACGUCUUCUUUUGGCCCCCCCGAGUCAGCAAGUCGAGGUCCUGAUCGGGACUCGUCCUAUACCAAUCCACUACGGGGAGCUCGUCCGUUGGUCGCCCGGCUAUAGCACGCGCCGGCCACCCACUCCAAGCCAGUCCUACAUACGGGACUUCCUGCCGCCCAGCACGCCGGCCUCUGCUAAGCCUUCACACCCCUGGACGCACACCCAUCCGCUUGGAUCAGGUCACAUUGAUUCUAGCGUUUCUAGCGGGGGGCACCUAUUAGCCCAAGCUUUCCCGUUUGGCGCCCUCGUCUCAGCGUCUGCUGCUCCCGGGUUCCCACCCCCCUCGCGCGCGUGA
This is a messenger RNA of Neoarthrinium moseri, 1164 nucleotides long. RefSeq lists its product as uncharacterized. The record is from RefSeq and is a predicted model, not a curated record. The transcript is spliced from 2 exons. NCBI's taxonomy places the organism in Eukaryota, Fungi, Ascomycota, Sordariomycetes, Amphisphaeriales, Apiosporaceae. Bases 1 to 1164 code for a protein of 387 amino acids.